AUGAUGAAUUCUCGUAUAUCCAGUCCAACGUCAUCGACAUUUCCUUCUCCACCUCCAGUUCUAGCUCCGAUAGCUGAACAAGAAUCUAGUGGAAUAACUACUGCUCAAGCAACACCCAAUAUCUCAGAAGAGAUGAGUUUCACUCAAGCACAAAGAAUAGUUCCACCUGAUGACAGUUUGACGGAAGUUCGAGCUAUUCCAGCUCAAGUCAUUGAAGAGUUAGAAAACCAAGAAACGGAGAGAGUUGAAGAAGCCACGACUACUCCUGCACAGCCCAGCAGGAAUAUAAUAUUUCCAAUAAUGCCUUUCUACAGUCGAAAAGAUGGCUGUUCCAAAUGUAACAUAUGGCUAGGAUUACUUUUUGUUUUGUUUUUUCUGUUAUCGAUAGCUCUAUUCCUUGUAUGGGCAAUCACCUCAGACGGCUUUAAGAAUUUGGGAAGUCAGUCGUCCAAAGUCUGCAAUAGCAAAGAAUGUAUCAACACAGCUUUCCGAUUCUCUUCGUAUUCUGAUGACAACGUUGAUCCAUGUGAGAACUUCUACAGAUUUUCCUGUACCAAGUUCCAUUUACUGAACAGUGAUCAGCAGAAAAAUUUUUUGGACAGGCAAUUGGAAUCAACAAAACGGAUUGUUUAUAAUUUACUAUCAACUGAUCCAGGCUCAGGUCCAAAGAGUUCACGAAUGGCUAAAACUUUAUUUGAAACUUGCAUGGAUGGAGCAGAAAGAGCUCGAACAGGAAAAACGGCUAUGAUCAACUUCUUAAAGAACUUUCCAUGUGGGCCGAUUAUGGAACAGUGCCAAGAUUUCAAUCCAAUUGUUUACAAUUGGGAGAGACAUGUUGGUAUGCUCAAUUGGUAUGCAGGUGAUGGAAAUUUGAUUGUAUAUGGUAGAGAUGUUGAUCCAAGGGAUAAAAAUCGUCUAAUCUUACAGUUCCGUCCACCUAAUUUGGAAGAAUGGCUCAAUCCCCUCCGACAGAAUUUAGUUCAAACUGUUAACCCUUCACUGGUAGAGACAGAUGCUCUGUUGCAAGCUUCCAUUAAACUGAAUCUUCUGAGUGAUUUUGUUUCGCACCAGCUAUCUCGAGAUCCUCAUCAUGUUGAUAGGAUGAUGGAUGACUUAGCAUUCUUCUUCAUGGAACUGAAUGAGAGAUCUUCCAUUUAUUCGAAUGUGAAUCGUAACACAACCUAUAUGACCAUAGGAGAAUUAAUUCGAACAGUGCCUGAAAUUAAUUUCCGUGAGAUGAUGAAUGCCGAUUUAUCGAAUAUUUACAAAUGGACAGAUAACGAUAUGGUGGCAGUGGAAAACUUGGAUUACUUCAAGUACUUGGGAGGCUUGACCUCAAGAACAAACAAGGAGACAUUAGCUAAUUACCUAUUAAUCAUCACAGGUCUCAAUCUGAGCAAAUAUAGCUUCGAUAACCGAACACAGUUCAGCUGGAGGGAAUGUGUAGAUCAGCUGCUUGGCUUACACCCCGUAGAGAAGAUGUUCAUUCUCCACAGGAAAGGACUGAAAGCGGACAAAAUAAAGCACUUCUUGGAGUCUUUGAAAGAUGAUUUCUUGAAUACUCAUCGUCAGUAUCCUCUCCAGAACUCAGUUGAAAUUAAUCGAAUGGCUUUCCUCGUCGCUUUUCCACAACGUCUCACGAACGAGUACCAAGUUUGGCAGCCAUUUUCUGACAUUUCCAUAAAUCAAAGUGAUUAUUUCCAAUCGGCAACAAAAGUCCUUAAAUCUCAAUGGAAUAGCGAAAUGAAAAACAUCGGCGUUUAUUUGGAUAAUGACGAUGCCCCUAUAUUCCCUGUGCUGAAGCCGACGUUGAUAUAUCUCCCUCACCUCUCAACAAUUGUCCUUCCACUGUCGUUUUUGCAAGAACCUCUUUCUCUGCCAGGAGAAAAUGUGCCAUGGUAUACUAUUUACGGCAGUUUCGGAGUAACUGUACAACAACUCAUUGCGAAAAUUUUCUGGGCAAAUCGUAAUCAAGCUAAUCAGAAGCAAUGUUUGGACUCUACUUAUCGCUCGUUCCUCAAUCAAAACUAUCGCAACAUGAAUCUAGAGAGCGAUUUAUCCUAUACGAUUGAAAUGGCUGAUGCCUUGAAAACAUCUAUAUAUGGUUAUUUGAAAUGGGAGAGAGACAGUACCAAUUAUAACGAACCAUCGCUGCCUGCUUUCGAAAAAUAUGAUAGCAUUCAGACAAUGUUAAUGAGCUUUGGAACGCUGUUUUGCAACACCGAAGGAACGCAACCAGGCUCUCAGUAUGAAGCAAUGAUGAAUACGGCAGCUUCCAACUCACAACGAUUUAGUAUGCAUUUCCAAUGUACAAACACAUCAUUAGCUUUCAAUCGGAGGAAUUGCGUAUAA
Messenger RNA from Auanema sp. JU1783, 2352 nucleotides. The record is from the annotation of a GenBank genome assembly. NCBI's taxonomy places the organism in Eukaryota, Metazoa, Nematoda, Chromadorea, Rhabditida, Rhabditidae.